Porites evermanni is the source of this 2816-nucleotide messenger RNA. Lineage: Eukaryota; Metazoa; Cnidaria; Anthozoa; Scleractinia; Poritidae. The record is from the annotation of a GenBank genome assembly.
GGGCUUUAUCGUACUUUACGUAAAGUUCUUAGUUUGGAUGGAUACUACUACAUGGCCACAGAAUACCUGGAGUGCAAGUUUUGUAGAAAAAAGUUUGCUGGGUGGUCCAACCUGGUCUUGGAGCAACUAGACAUGGGACGUCAAAGUUACUUUCCAGCUAUACUCACCCACCGGUAAAUUAAACAAAAGAUUAAUAAUUGUUAUUACUACUGUUACAGCAUUAUUUUUGUAGGUUGGUAAUCGUGUACCAUUGUUUCUUUAAUUACUUGUUUAACUUUUUUCUUACCUUCUUUGUUAUGGUAUUAAUUAUAGAUAUUCUUGUGAUAAAGGUGUUAUCCGGCUACUACGUGAAAGGACCCUCAGACAUUCCUCGACAAAACUGUACAAACAAGUCUUGGAACAGCACAGUGAAGAUUAUUUGCAGCAAGUCUUGAGGUUUCUACAGGCCAGAGAGCCUUUUCACAUACAGGCUCAAAAAAGGAUGCUCACCAUCAACUCGCCAACAAAAAAUAUUCCUGACAUGGCUCCAGUGCCCAAACCUUCUUGGUUCCUGGCUGUCUACAUUCGCGACGUGAUGUCACGGUUAGACGAGCUGAAGGCCAAGGUCACAUCAACGUUUGGGUCCAUCCUUAAACUGGAUUCCACAAAAAAGGUUUCUCUGUUUCUCUGUUGUAAAAGACUAAUUAUGAUUUCUUUUUAAUAGUGUUAAUACAAGUAAUAUGAGAGCUAUUUUUGGCUGAUUUUCAUUACGUAUAUUUUUCAACAUUACUGGUAAGUUAAAUUUAUUUUUCAUAAGAAGACAAACAAACAUUUUUGUAAUACCGUUUUUACUCUGACAAGUAGGGUAAAGUCAAGUCUGUGUGUGUGAGCCUAGUGGCCCAUCAGGCCAGAGCGUAUUGGUUUCGAUAGCAUGAAGUGACUAGGAGUAUUUCUACUCCCCCCUGGAUGGGAUGCUAGUCCAUCGCAGGGUUACCCCCAGCAUUUUGCUGGUACCCAUUUAUACAUGUGGGUGGAGAGAGGCACUGUGAGAGUAAAGUGUCUUGCCUAAAAACACAAUGCGGUUCCCCGGGCUGAGGCUCUAACCUGGACUACCCGACCACUAACCAUUAGGCUAUGGCAGCCUAAGUGGGGUAUUUUAAGUCGGGUAAGUGGGGUAAGUGUGGUAUUUUAUAUCAAUUACAAAAAGUUAUGGAUUAAUGAUUUAAAUUAUUGUACAGUUGUUUUUAAUACCUGCUUUGUAUUGGUUUGGAUGCAUAGGUGACAAAGAAAUUAGCUGGAAAGGCAGCAGGCACUGCUUCAUGGGUAAUCAAUGUUGGGAACGAGUAUGGGAAGGUGCUAAUGUCUGUCCUCACAGCCACAGAAGGAGAUGGACUGCAGGAUAUGGCAGAGGGCUUGAUGAAUCGGUACAAAGAGGCAGAAGUUUCGUCACCACAAGUUCUCUAUGUUGACCGUGAUUGCUGCUCCCAGAGGAUGAAUUCCAAAUUCUAUCAGUGGGAGAACAUGCAGAUCAGACUUGACAUCUGGCAUUUUCUCAGACGCUUUGCAGCUGGUUGUUCAUCUGAGUCUCAUGCUCUGUAUUCAACCUUUAUGUCCCAGUUGUCUGCUUGUGUGUUUGAAUGGGAUCCUGAAGAUCUUGAAAGGUGUCACUUUUAUCUUUUUUUCCAUUUAUUUUUUGUUUUUUGUUGUGCUAUGGCUAAGAGGGACUUUUAGGGUGGUCAGUGACACUGUACCGGUAUGCACUGUAUGCUUUUCUCCUUUAGGUUACGUGCUGCAAAGCAAGCAGAGCUCCGCAGUAGGGGGGUGUGGCGUUUACAGAAGGAUGAUGUUGUCCUUCAUAUCAGCAAGAUGGAGCUAGCAAGGCACUGCAAACGCCGCACCAGGGGGGUAGACGAAACAACGCAACUCAUCAAGGAUUUGCUUGACAUGUUUGGAUCGGACAGGGGAAGAGAUACCAUGGGAAUACCUUUGUUCAACAAGGAAGUCAUGCAGCAGAUAUGGAAAGAACAACAGCGCCAUAUUGCAUGCAUUCAGGAUCCUGUUGGUGUCCAGUUAUAUACACAGACCGGUUCUUUGGAAAAGGGUGGGGUCAAGCUUCCCAUUUAUCAUUGCGCUAGAGGUUCCACAUCCCUGGAGUCAUUUCAUAACCACAUAGACUGUUUUAUACCAGGUAAUAGAGAUCAUUACGGUUAUAGUGACUUAUUGCAACUUGUUAACUGUUAUGUCUAUUCCUCUAAUUGACCCUGGCUUCUUCAUAACAGCACUGAAAAAUGCGCCACCCAUUAUAAUUCCAUAUGGUUAAUUCCACCUUGUGGUUUUUAUCACAAUUUAUCGUGUCUCUCAUAUUGCAGGUACAACUGCCAAUGAUAUGCAUUUUCAAGCAUAUUUGCUUGAAGGCAUUGUACGUUGGAAUGAAGAUCGUGCAUCAGCUGCUUUGGAAGGUACCAGGAGACCAGAGAUUCGAAAUUAUCACAGUGCAUUGAGGCAUGAAGUAAACCGGCUUAAUAUGAUGGUCUAUGGUUCGGAGUUUGAUGAUUGCUACUGUGACCCAUACAAGUACACAGGUGGGUAUGAAGAUUAUUUACCUUACGCGACUAUGGCCAGAAAUUUUCCAAAGUCAUCAAAGUAUCGUAAGGAUGCAAUGUCGUGUGUCAGGCAGUGUAACUCUCUGAUUUCUGUUGGCAAGUAUAAUUCUAUUAAAGUGACUUAUGUAAAUGUACAUGUAUCAUUAACCAGGUGAGAAGAUAGGAGUGCAGUAUCUGUACUCCCAAACUGGUAAGCAAUGGGACACAANUUUGGAUCGGACAGGGGAAGAGAUA